AUGAUACAAUUUGUUUCAAAGCUCACUGGGCGCGAUGCUGACAUAAAACCUCCUACUCCAAAAAAAGGAGUACAAAGGAUUAAAGUUAAACCAGCUGCAACAGUAUACAACUUUGUUACGUCAGAAGAAGAGGAAGAAGAGCCUGAAGGAGUUGAAAAUGACCAGCCACAGGAAGGAGCAAGAGAGUCAGAAGUUGAAGACAAUACCAACACGAUUGGUAUUGUUGAAAGUGCUACACAAAAGGAAACAAAUGAAAUCUCUGUACUGUUAUCAAGACAAGACAGACCAAAAGAACCAAGUUUGUAUUUGGAGAAUAUCUCAGAGAGUCUUUCAGAGAAGGAUCUUAGUUAUUCAUCUCAGGAUGCCAAUCAAGAAGAGAAAAACAGAGUAAAUGCACAAGUAGAAGUGCAUGUUAAGACACAACCUCAGUAUCAGCUUACUGUGCGUGAUGUUGAUAUAAAACCUCCUAUUCCAAAAAAAGGAGUACAAAGGAUUAAAGUUAAACCAGCUGCAACAGUAUACAACUUUGUUACAUCAGAAGAAGAGGAAGAAGAGCCUAAAGGAGAUGAAAAUGACAAGCCACAGAGUCAUUCUUCUGGGACUGGCAAUUCAAAUGGAACCAAGACAGUACCAGAACAAGUAAAUGGGGAUUCUAAGAUAGAACCUCAGUUUCAGUUCACUGUAAGUACCUGUGACACAGAAGCUGUUACUCCAGAUAAAGGAGUAGAAACAAUUAAAGUGCAAGAAGCCACAACAGUACUAAAGUCAGUAUCCAUAUCAAAGGAAGAGCAAGAAGAGCUUAAAGGAAGUGAAAAUAACCACCCACAGAAUUUAUCAGAGAAUCUUACCAAAGAGGAUCUUCGUUGUUCUUCUGGGAGUGGCAAUUCAAAUGAAACCAAGACAGUACCCAAACAAGUAAAGGGGUCUUUUAAGAAACAUCCAUUGAAGGCUAUUCAGAGCACUAUUAACAUGACAGUUUCCAGUCUGAAGAAAGCAGUAGGAAGGAGGAAUGUGAAAAUAUCCAGAUCAGCAAAACAAGACUUUAUGGUAAUAUCAGAGGAAAAAGAAGAAAAGCAGGAUGGAAGGAAAAAUAAUCAUCCACAGAGCAUCUCACAGAAUCUUAAAAAGAAGGAUCUUGGGUAUUCAUCUGAGGCUUCUAAUCAAAAAGGAAAAAAUACAGCGAAUGAACAAGUCGAAGGGUUUUCCGAGAAACAUUGCCAGUUGAAGUCCACUCAGCAUGCCAUUAAGAUGGAAGUUUCCCAUGGCAAGAACGCAGUAAAACAGAAGAAUGUGCAACUAUCCAGAUCAGAACAAGCCUUGCAGAUGUCAUCAGAUGAAGAGAAAGAAAGUCAUGAAGGAAAUAAAAAUAAACUGUCAAAGGUUAAAAAACAAAGGAAGAAGUGUGAAGCUAAUGAGAUAGAAGUAUCUAAAUACCUCUGUGAUUUUGCAACUGAUAACAGUGAUGAUGAUGGAUUAAUUCAAAAAAGAAAGGCUGGAGAAACCUACAAUCAGCAGUUUUCCAGGAAGGAGAAUGAAAAGUGGGACAGGCCUACAAAGAGAACAUCUAAGAAAAAGAACAAGGUGAAAAAACAAAUACACACUAUGGAUGACCAUGAUGACAUAACCUGGUCAUCUGAGGGAGACUCAGAGGAUUAUGAGUUGCCUUCUGUUAAUUAUAAGAAUUUGACAUUUCUUGCUAAACAACAUGGAAAGCACUAUAAAGAGCCAGCCUUGCAGAUGUCAUCAGAUGAAGAGAAAGAAAGUCAUGAAGGAAAUAAAAAUAAACAGUCACAGGUUAAAAAGCAAAGGAAGAAGUGUGAAGCUAAUGAGAUAGAAGUAUCUAAAUACCUCUGUGAUUUUGCAACUGAUGACAGUGAUGAUGAUGGAUUUACUCAAAAAAGAAAGGCUGGAGAAACCUACAAUCAGCAGUUUUCUAGGAAGGAGAAUGAAAAGUGGGACAGGCCUACAAAGAGAACAUCUAAGAACAAGAACAAGGUGAAAAAACAAAUACACACUAUGGAUGACCAUGAUGACUUAACCUGUUCAUCUGAGGGAGACUCAGAGGAUUAUGAGUUGCCUUCUGUUAAUUAUAAGAAUUUGACAUUUCUUGCUAAACAACAUGGAAAGCACUAUAAAGAUUCUUUUAACCAAUUGGAAAUUCAAAACACAGCUCUUCCCUGUAAGAGCCAUGCAGAACGUAACAAAAAUUAUUAUAAAAAACUUACAGAUAAUAUCAAAGCACUGGAAACUAUGAUUAUUUUUCUAAAAAUGAAGCUAUCUAAAACGAAAGGAAUAAACUUACAGUUAUACCAUCAAAGAUGUGAAUGGGAGCAAAAACUCCACAGUUUGAGAUUCACACUAAAAGAAAUGGAAGAGAUGAGAAAAAAUGAUUCUAUAGCAUUUGAACAAAUUAAGGAAAAGUUAACAAGAGAAAUAGAGCAACAUAGAAAAGAAGUUGCGAUAAAAGAAGAAUUGGAACACAGACUGAGAGCCCAAAAUGUGGAGUUGGGGACCCUUAGAAAUAAUCUGGAGAAUUGUCAAAGGCAUGAACAUGAAAGAGAUCUCCUGAACAAAGAAAUUGUCAGACUAAGAUUGAAAGUAGAAAGAAUGAAAAUGAACAAUGAGGAGAUAGACAAGAAACACUUGCGGGACUUGGAAAUCAUCAAAGACAAGACUGAUGAUCUUCAAAAUGCUGUAAAGCUCAGUGAAGAAAGGUUAAUGAAAGUAACAGCCCAGUAUAAUGGCCAGCUCAACAUACUACGAGACGAGAAUAAAGUGCUACAAGCCAAACUGAAGGAAGCGAAAGAAAACCAGAAAAAACUAGAAGCAGAACUUGAAGCCCACCGUCUCAGACUGGCAGAUGCUAACAGUGAGCGUCACCAAAGUCAGGUCUCCCAAAGAGACCUUGCCUUCAUUGUCCAGAGAACAAAAGAAGAAUGGUCUGGUACACUGGACUAUAUGAACUCUCGUGCCGAAACCCUUUUCCAACAACUCUGUGAUGCAGAAGAGAAAUUCAGUUGCCUGCAAGCUGAGUUUUGUCACAUGAAAGAUGCUCUUCGAGAGAAGAGUUUUGCUCUAGAAGGUGCACAGAGAGACCUGAUGGAAGCACAGUUUGAAAAGCAGAACAUUCAACUGAAGUAUCAAAGUGAACAAAGAACAGUGAGUAUGUACAUUGUAAAGCAGGAGUCUUUAGAGCAGAGACUGUCCGGACUGCAAUGUAAAACUAUGUCACUUCAACAACAGCUGGAUGAUGUUCACAAGGAUUCUGCAGAUAAAGAGAAGGCAAAACACAGCAGAGACAGCCCGUGUGCUGCAGUGGUGAAGGCUCUUGAAGUAGGGCAUGAAAGGUACAGUCUGCUUUUGGAAGAGGAAAACAAGAAGUUGCUUGAUGAAUUCAAUCACUUAAAAGAAAGGCAGUACCAAUAUAAAAAAGAGAAAGUGAAAAGAGAAGCAGUUUUGAGACAACUUCGCCAAGAACUGUGUGAUACCAUGCAAAAACUAUCCAGAUCGGAGACGUUACUAGAAACUACAUCACGUUGUCACAUUCAUUUAGAAGAUGAGACCCAACAUUCAAUGAGAAAAAUAAGUCAGAUGACAAACCAAUUUCAAGAAGUAGAGGAUCAACUCAAAGAGGAAGGACACCGUGCCGAGAAGAUGCUAGACCAAUGGAAAAAGAUCAAAAUGGCAAAUUCCAAAUUAAAACUUACUGUCAAAGACCAAGCCGAAAAACUCAACCAGUAUGAGAAAGACUUGUCAAGUGCAAGUUUCGUGCAGAAAUCUCUGGAAGAUCAGUUAGCAGAGACUAUAAAAUGUAAAAGGAUGAUGGAAGACCGCAUGCAAAGCCUUGAAAAAGAAAAUUCAAAAAUGAAAGUAAACUUUGGAAAGGCACUGUACUGCAUUGAGAAGUACGUGUCAUCUGCAAGUUCAGUAAGUCAAUCUCUUACGUUCUAUCAUACUUAA
This is a messenger RNA of Nycticebus coucang (slow loris), 3960 nucleotides long. Its product is annotated as ankyrin repeat domain-containing protein 26-like. The transcript has 35 exons. The record is from RefSeq and is a predicted model, not a curated record. Lineage: Eukaryota; Metazoa; Chordata; Mammalia; Primates; Lorisidae. The coding region runs from base 1 to 3960 and encodes 1319 amino acids.